This is a messenger RNA of Brassica oleracea var. oleracea, 1206 nucleotides long. RefSeq lists its product as uncharacterized. Lineage: Eukaryota; Viridiplantae; Streptophyta; Magnoliopsida; Brassicales; Brassicaceae. Bases 52 to 939 code for a protein of 295 amino acids. The transcript has a single exon. The record is from RefSeq and is a predicted model, not a curated record.
UUUUUCAACAUUCUUCAUAUAACUAAAAGAUUCAGAGUGAGAGAGAGAGAGAUGGAUGGUAGGGGAGGAUGUUGCAUAGCUAGAUAUGGCGGUUACGGCGGUCGCUACGGUCUUUCCAAAGCGGACCGAAUCAUGCUCCGGUUCCGUCCUAUUGCUCCUAAACCGGCCAGCGACGGCGGAGGUGCAUCUCCCGGCGCUGGAAAGUAUGGUUCCACUACAACGAGUGGUGGCAGCUCCGAUGUUUCCUGUAAACCCGGGAGAGGAAAGAGGAAGCAUCAGAAGGAGAGUUCAGGUGGUAACUCCCGGCGGUGCAACCGGAGGAAGGUUUCCGACAGAGGCGUUGCUGCUACUACAACGGCGGUUACGUUGUCUCUUUUACCAGAGACGCCUGAUAAAAGAGCUUUUCCAGAUCUGAACGUUUCUCCGGUGGAGAAUGAUCAGAAGCGAAACGGUCCGUUGUGGCUGAGUUUCAGCGGCGGAGACCAUGGGAUGUUAACGCCGUACAAGAGUGCCGAGAUAUCACGAAGGGCGGUGGUGGUCUCGUCGUGUGUGACAGUUGAGCGUGUGACCGACGCUUGGAUCAACGGUCAUGGGUUGGGGAGGACAGAUGAGGAGAAGAAAAUGAAUCUCGUGAGGGACACGUGUCCUGGGUUUAUAUCGGACUGUGUAGGAAGAGUAACGUGGACCAAUGAGGCGUAUAGGAAGAUGGCCAAGGAAGGUGCACCGGGCAGGAGCUAUGAUAAUUUUCACGUGAACGUAAGGUUGGUGAUGAAGGAGAGGCCGAUGCUUACGUACCCGGCGUUCACAUGCAGAGUGAGACUACAGUACACGUGUCAAGAUCGUGAAAGAGGAUCAGUCACGGUGCCAUGUGACGUGUGGAGGAUGGACGGUGGAGGGUUUGCGUGGAAGCUUGACGUUAAGGCCGCUUUGUGCCUGUAAUGUGUACUGGUCGCCGUCGAAUUCACAAUGCUAACCAUCGAUGAACGGUCCCGAUCAUAUACACAUGGUUCCAUAGGACUAAAUAAAGCAAGUGCUAAACUUUCGUUAUUUUUAUUUCCACCUUGAACAUAUGUUGCCUUUUUUUAGCUCGCUUGUUUGUUAUGGUAAUGGUUCUCUCUAUUGGCCUAUGAUGCUAGUUUGCUAAUCUCAGAUUUAUGUUUUAAAUUAAAAGUUGUAUUUACAAGGUUUGAAACGUUAUAAACAAGA